CUCAACAGGUGGCCGAUCUCCUGCGUGAAAAAUUGCAAAAUAUGGGUUCUGAGCUGAUAGAUGCCCGGGCGCGCGUUGCGGAACUGGAGGAGCAUUUUGGGAAUGAUAGAAAGUUAAUUGCCUCGACAACAUCGGACCUUGAGCGAACCUCCGAGCGCGUUGUAAAUAUUGCUGAGUACCUGAAGCUCCAGAAGCAUGAAACAAUUGACGCUCUCAGCAAACUGGCGCAAGCGGAGGAUCAGCUGGCUCACAGCCAGUCACGCUUGCAAGAAUGCGAGGCGAUGGUGCAUUCCAUGCGGCAAGAGAUGGAAUCUAUGAGACAGGAGAUUUCCGAGUUUGAAGAAGCUAUGCAUGACGGUAAAGCGCAGACCCGGAUCGUGCAGAACACUGUAACAUUUCAGGAACAACACAUAAAGGACCUAGAGGGGAGGUUACAGAAGGCCGAGACGGAGUUAGUACAUGCUCACAAUAGAUCGCAAGACCUUGAAUCGCGCUUGGAAGCCUCAAAAGAUAUCGAGAAAGCUCUUGUUCAGCAGAAUGCGCGCCUCACCUCCGAAGGCGAAUCUAUCAGGGAGCGACUCCAGCUUUCUGAAGCAGGACAGGCAGAUAUCCGGAAUCUAGAAAGGGAGCUAUCAGCACGGAGUGCGAGGCUCGUGUCGGAACGCGAUACACUCCUUGACAAACUUCAAAUUGCACAUGGGCAGCUGGCAGAUGCGAAGCGAGAGGAGGAAAGCUACCGCGAAAGAUUCGCAGAAACGCGAACGUCGCUGAAGGUUGGCCUCGUGUCAUCCAGUCUUUUCAUAUUUACCCUGUCCCAGGUUCUUCAGGAACGUUUCGACGACCAGUCCGUUACUCUCAGACUCACCAAGGAAAGUGUCGGCGAAGCUCAGGAUCGUCUGCAAUCCACGAAUAACACAAUUUUGGCUCUGAACGAAAAGCUGGCGGAAUCUGUCAGCCGCGCCAGUGUUGUGGAGGAACGCGAACGUUCAUUGCAGCGUAGACUCGACGAAGCCAUCGUCGCCACAGCCGCCGAACGGGACUUGGUUGGUAGCCUUCGGAAGGAACUUUUAGACUGCCAGAUAGACCUCUCCCGACAGCAGGGUAUUCAACGAGCCACAGAGCAGAUUGCAGAACAACGCGUUCGCGAUGCUGAACGACGAAUCGAAGAGUUGAACUCUAAAACAGACUCUCAGCGCGGCGAGCUGGGCCAGAAGCAACAAGUCAUAUCCGAACUGACCCAGCGCCUGGCUAUUGCCGAAACUCCUUCUGAUCUGCACGAACAAGAGCUCCUUGUUCUGAAAACGCGCAUUCGCGACCUUGAACAAUCCGAAACGCAACUUCUCCAAAGGUCGACGAACAUCACCGUCCGACAUGAACAGAAUGACCUGAAUGACAACGAGUGGAUGUUGGUCCAGAACCUUGCCAAAAAUGCCACAGAAGUCUUUGAGCGCGAGCUAGCGGAAAAGAACAAUGACAUUCGAAGGAGAGACAACCUCAUCAAGCAACAUGAAGCUCGCAUCAUGCAAUUAGAAGCAAGUUUAGCCCGUCGCAUUAGGGAAGUUCCACAAGUCGGAAGCUCAAGGGACGAUAAGCAAGAUGAAACUUUCUGGAACGAGCCCCCAUCCGGACCCGGGGACCCACAGAAUUCCGGUGUGCAUGGGGCAACGAACCAUUUAAUUGUCAGAGAACCUCGACGUGCCGACCACAUUCCACUCGCGAACAGUGACUCCGAUAUUGAAGACGAGAAGGACCUCGCAAUGCGGCAAGUGAAGCGGACGAUCUCUGUCGAUGAUGAAGAGACCAGACCGGCAAGGCGACCGAAAAAUACAAAAUAUCCGGAAAUGGAGAAGACAGCGGACAAGGUCCCAGGUCCAUCAAAGAAGAAGACGAACAAGCGACAGAAUCGGUAGUUGGCAGUGAUGGACUACGUUGCCUCUGUUUAAGGUUCAGCGAAUGUGUAUGGGCUGGUCCAGUCUAUGCUGAUUGUGUCAGCAUCAUUAUUGUGUAUUAGUAGUAUUUCUCUUUCAGAGAGACGCGUGACCUUUUCGCGUGGUAUCAGGACUCUGUAGCACAGUGUAUGCAAUGCA
Molecule: messenger RNA, 2087 nt
Organism: Suillus plorans
Lineage: Eukaryota; Fungi; Basidiomycota; Agaricomycetes; Boletales; Suillaceae
Exons: 14
Coding region: 42-1910 (622 amino acids)
Source: RefSeq, a predicted model, not a curated record